AUGGCACUGGUCAAUGGUCAUUACGAAUUCAGUUUGGGAGGACAUGAUAUACUUAUAAUCAACACAAUUGCGAACCAUUUAAAUGCCACAGCCAAUUACAAAUUGAUGAUGAGAGUUUAUCAUGAGGGUCAUUUGAAUCAAACAAUGGAAACUGAGAAACACGAAAACAAUCCCGAACAGAAAUACUUCAACGUUGGCCAAAUAAUUCGAUAUGACUGGGAAAUGGUAAACGAUAAAGAUGCUGCCUGGUACAUUUACACUCAUCCUGGUUUUGAAAUUAAUUCUGAAAAAGUCAACUUUGACAUACAUUUGCCAUUGUUAAAGCGGAAAAUGUACACAUUUCUCUAUCCGCACGACACCGACAAUUUUAUCUUGAUUGUACCAAGAAGAGUCAAAUCGAAAACGGACUACAGCAACAUAUUGGAAUCUCCGUUGAUCUUCGUUUGGGGCCCUGUAAACGUAGUCGCAACUAUUGCGCGUUUAAUUUUUAAUAAAGUUGGCCAAACCGAGAAGAAGUUAACGGACAUCUACAUUCAAACGUUCGGUUUGUCCCUGGGAAUGUCCUUUAGUGGAACCGUACUAACUGCUGCUGAAAAAAUGUUUCUUUGGUGGUUCUGUCUAGGGACAAUGUUGUCUGGAAUGUUAUUAUCAUCGGAGAUGUUACAAGGAUUCGCUCUGCAGAGAGACGUUCCCCUCAUUAAUAACUUAAAAGAAUUGGAACUAUCAGGAAUGGAAAUUCAUCUGCCCAACUAUAUUGACUCGGUCACCUAUUUCUUUGCUGACAUUCCAUUGAAUCUGAAGUUGGUAAAUACUGUCGAAUUUGUCGUCACCGAAAUGAUUGCCAGUCAGAACUUUAGCAACGCUUACGUCAUCCGAGAAGGGAAAUUUGACAUAUUAUUCAAGGACACCGAUGAUUGGCAUGUCCUUGAACGAUUCGGCGUCGAGUAUUUGUCUUAUAAGCUUCUGUUCGGAUGGGGUAUGGAGCAUCGGAUGAAUGAACUGGUUCAGCGAUGCGUAGACCAUGGCAUAACGAAAUAUUUAAUUGCGGAAAAUAAACGGAUUUUGGGUGGAAGCAGAGUCGAAAAUUUGGAAAAAAGGGGCGGGAUACCUGUACCGACUAAUGUGAAACCAGUAUCGUUCAGUGACGUACGGGAUACAUUUGAAAUGUACGCUAUCGGAAUGACGUUAAGUUCAAUUGGAUUUAUUGUCGAGAAAAUAGUGUUUUGGAAACAUUUACAACAGUAA
Messenger RNA from Bradysia coprophila, 1245 nucleotides. RefSeq lists its product as uncharacterized. NCBI's taxonomy places the organism in Eukaryota, Metazoa, Arthropoda, Insecta, Diptera, Sciaridae. The record is from RefSeq and is a predicted model, not a curated record.